Triplophysa dalaica is the source of this 1664-nucleotide messenger RNA. RefSeq names its product uracil nucleotide/cysteinyl leukotriene receptor. Gene Ontology annotation, cellular component: membrane. The coding region runs from base 161 to 1180 and encodes 339 amino acids. NCBI's taxonomy places the organism in Eukaryota, Metazoa, Chordata, Actinopteri, Cypriniformes, Nemacheilidae. Gene Ontology annotation, biological process: positive regulation of Rho protein signal transduction; phospholipase C-activating G protein-coupled receptor signaling pathway. The transcript has 2 exons. Gene Ontology annotation, molecular function: G protein-coupled receptor activity. The record is from RefSeq and is a predicted model, not a curated record.
UUAUUUCCAGUGUCUGUGAUACCUAGUACUAGCGGACUAACGCUAAAAGAGGAAACAGAUCAAAUCUUGCUCGCUUCUAACAAGUCACUGUGUUAUUGGCAGCUGAGGACGUCUGGGUAACGUUACGUAGCUUACACAACUGUGUCAAUAGACCUGCAUUAUGAUGAAUAACACAGAGGGGAUUUACCACAGCUCUCAAACGGAGAACCUCCUCUUUGCAACCUUCUAUAUUGUCAUCUUCAUCCUCUCUGUUCCAAGCAAUGCCUUAGCACUUUGGGUGUUCUGCUUCCAUGAGAACCGCAACACCCCAUUCAAAGUGUUUCUGAAGCACCUGGCUAUAGCUGACGUCUCUUACGUCCUGGUGCUCCCGAUGCGGAUGAUCUACCAUAUGUCAGACUGUCACUGGCCUCUUGAGGAGAUGGCCUGUCGCGUGGUUGGCUUCCUGUUCUUCGUGAACCUCUACUGCAGCAUGUACUUUAUGACUUGCAUUAGUCUGGACCGCCUGCUGGCUUGUGUCUUACCACACAAGACCCAGAAUCUGAGAAAUACCAGGAAUGCCAAAGUGGUCUGUGCGAUCUUGUGGAUCAUGGUGACCAUUUCCAUGGCACCCCUCCUGUUCUCUCCAAAACAAGUAAUCAGACGAUUGGAUAAGUGGAAUGUGACAUCGUGCGAACAGCUGUACAUCGAAAAUUCUUCCAAUCCCACUGGUGCAGUGGUGUCGACUGCUGUCGCGUUUCUAAUACCUCUGGUCGUCAUGACUGUCUCUUACGUUCUUGUAUUUUGUAAAGUCCAAAGAAUGACCUUUCAGGAAAAGACGACAUCUCAGCGGAAGGCAUUGAGAUUGAUCGUGCUAACAGUGGUUAACUUUAUGAUCGCUUUUGUACCCUAUCACAUCAACCGAUUUGUCUACAUCAUACAGCACAAUGACAUGUCAAAGUCAGAAUCAGAAAGACAGUUGUUGCAUUUUGGAAAUCGGAUAACCUCAGCUUUAACAUGUGUCAGUGGCGUGUUGGACCCUGUUAUGUACUUCUUUUUGGCAAAAAAUUUCCAAGAGAUUCUGCUUCAGCUCUGUGGUCGAAACCCUGAAGAGGCGCAAUCCACAACAUCACAAACAGGCUCUGAUGCAAAUAGGGUUCCUCAGGGUGUAAUGUUUAAAGCUAAAGUAGAAGUUGGAAAGUAGAAGUGAAAAAAACUUGGUGUUAACAUUAUCACAUUUGGAUUUUUUCCUUCUGUAUUUUUAAUUGAUCUUCAUUUUGUCAGUUAGUUCUUGUCGUCCUGGUCAACAUAACAGAUGAAAAAAAUCUGAACUGUUUCUGUUUAACUCUCUUUAGGCAUUUAUUAUUAAGGAAAGGAUUAUUCAUAUAUUGUCAGAAAAUUCUUUUUGUUUAUAGGGCAGUACAACCCUUCAAAACAUCACAUGUGGUCAAAGCGCUCAAUGUGCACCCAACAACCCACACUUGUGGUUUUUGCACUUUACGUCUAAUCUAAGUGACGGCUUAAGUGUUGAGGAAAUGAAGACAGCAAGCGACUGAUGGGGAGAUUGAGUCACAAAACCAGUCUGACAAAAUACACCAUCUCCACAGUUUACAUCAAUGAAAUGUCAAAUGUUUGGCUUCAUAAUCACACAUAUUAAUAUGUGUGAAUAAAUUAUCAGAUUCACAUUC